This is a messenger RNA of Prunus persica (peach), 1236 nucleotides long. Its product is annotated as cold shock protein 1. The record is from RefSeq and is a predicted model, not a curated record. Lineage: Eukaryota; Viridiplantae; Streptophyta; Magnoliopsida; Rosales; Rosaceae. The transcript has a single exon. Bases 125 to 913 code for a protein of 262 amino acids. Gene Ontology annotation, molecular function: zinc ion binding; nucleic acid binding.
UUAAACUAUAAUUCUCGAAGAUUGUCUCCUUCACUGUUCUCUCCUAUAUAAAGACGAACACUCUCUUGCAUAAAUCAACAUAAAAAAUUUAACCUUUUCUCUCUGUCUGGGAAUUUCUACAACCAUGGCGGAGGAGAGAUCGACUGGGAAGGUCCGGUGGUUCAACGACACCAAGGGCUUUGGCUUCAUCACCCCCGAUAUCGAAAGCGAAGAUCUGUUCGUUCAUCAGUCCUCCAUCAGAUCCGACGGCUUCCGCAGCGUGGCGGAAGGUGAGUCUGUCGAGUUCCAAAUCGCUGUCGGCGAGGACGGCAAGACCAAAGCCAUCGACGUCACUGGUCCUAACGGCGCGCCGUUGCAGGGUAACAGGAAGGAGAGCUUCGGCCGCUCCGGUGGUCGCGGUGGCGGUUCUGGAUUUGGAGGUGGAUGGAGAGGCGGAGAUAGGCGGAAUGGAGGCGGUGCCGGUGGCGCUUCUUGCUAUAACUGCGGCGAGCCCGGCCACAUGGCUAGGGAUUGCAAUCGCGGCGCUGGGGGCGGUGGCGGAGGCGGUAGUGGUGGCGGUUGCUUUUCUUGCGGUGGCUAUGGCCACGUGGCGAGGGUCUGCCCUAAUGGGACUGGCGGCGGUGUCGGUGGUGGCGGCGGCGGUGGCGGUAACUGCUACAAGUGUGGUGAGUUUGGGCACUUGGCGAGGGACUGUAGUUCUGGUGCCGUCGGCGGCGGCGGCGGCGGCGGUGCUGGUGCUUGUUAUAGCUGUGGGGAAUAUGGGCACAUGGCGAGAGAUUGCAGCACAGGUGGCCGCGGCGGCGGCGGCGGCGGUCGUGGCCGGGGAUAUGGAUUCAGUGCUGGAUCAGGUGGCAAUGGUUGUUAUAACUGUGGGCAGGCUGGUCAUUUUGCUAAGGAGUGCCCUACUGCUUGAAGAAAAAUAAAACAAAAAGAGAGUAAUAGUAAAUAUUCUCUUUAGAAAUCCUUUUAUCUUUUUGUUAAAUUUUAGUCUUUCUAGUAGUAUUUCUUUCUCGAUACAUAUGAUGUUUUGGCGAAAGGGUUUUUUAUUUUUCUGGUGGAUGAUAAGAGCCACUCUUUGUCAAGAAAGUUUUCCCCAGUUCGGCUAUAGAUUGAGUUAGUUGCACUUUUUUUUAAAAUUAUUAUUAAUCUAUAUUGUUAUCAGUGACUCUCGGAUAAGUUAUCUAAAUGAGCAGCUUUUAUUUUGAAGUGUGAAUGUAUGAAUGCACAUUUGGUUGA